AUGAAAUUUGGACUACGUCAUCUCAAAGCUGAAGAUCUAAAUUAUUUUCUACAAUUUGGUGUAUCAAUGCCAGCUUUGCGAUCACGCAAACUCUGGUGCGAUUUGAUAGAUGAAUCAUUGGUCACAUCCUUGAGAACAAUCGGAUUUAAUGAGAAUAGUAGUAGAAAAAUUACUUUGAAUGGAAUGUUGGGACAAAACGAAGCCUGUCUCAUGCAAUUGAUGCUUGCCGGGGUCGAUGUUCCUGGUAUUUUCAAUUGGCAAGGGCCAACGUUCGAAGUAGGAACUCGAAUGAUACAAUUUUUGAGAAAAAUUGGAAUCAAUGACGACGUACUCCAACUAAUUGUUCAAAAAGGGAUUGAUGAAGAAACUCACGAAAUGCUCAAGGAUUUGGGAUAUGCAGAAACGAAAGCAGAAGCACAUCCGAGAAUGCAAGAGGUCUUGGAAAAUUUUUUUGUGGUAAUUUGCGAAUGUGACUUGACUAUUCUCGAGCCAGAUGAUUCUGUUCCUGAGUCUCUGACUUGUGCUGACAGCUCCACGUCUUCAAUUUCGAAAUGUGCUCACAGUAAAGUAGCUGUGGAAGCCAAAGAAACCUGUGCAUGUUUUCCAAGUAGGACUAGUUUGACAAAAUCAAGUUCAAGCUCAAUGCAAUCAAGUUUAGUAGUCUGUAAAGCUAUGCACCCUAGUUUGAGUCAACUGAGUCAAACAGAUUGCAUAGCUAUACAAACGAGAAAAAACUCUUUGACAAAUUCUGAGCUCAUAGUUCAACGGAAUGCAUACUUAAGGUUGUGUAAUUCACUUAUUAAUAGGCAAACAGUCAUGGCACCUUUAGUAUGGGCUGUAGCAAGAGCAUUGCAGUACAAACCAACAGAUCCAAAAUACUAUAUUGCAUGCCAAUUGUUGCGAUGGAAUCAUGGGGGUGUUGGCGUAACGGAAAUGAAAGAGAUUGAAGAUUUUGUGAAAGCCAAGACAAUCGAGAUGGACAAGAAAUCAAUGGGACGCAAAGAGAGAGAUGAAGUAGAGUUAAGAGCCAAAGAUGACAAGGAAACUAUGGAAAAGAUUCCCUGUCAACCAUGCAAGGUAUAUUAUCAGAUACACCAUAUGAAAAAGGGCUGUUGGAAAUGCAUUAAACAAUGGAUUCCUGAUCACGCACCCUGUGAGUUGCCGGACAUCUGUAGCUCCUGCAAAAUGAAUUUCUCUGACAUCUCAAACUCUGUUGCCUCAACGUCAACCAGUAAUGGUAGUGUUAUACUCAAAUCAAGUAUGGUCGAUAAUGAGCCACUUUCAUCCAACGGCGAUCAAAGUUUCAUUUCCUCAAACCCACAUAGUUACACCGAUAGCAUGGAGUCAAGUUAUCACAGGCUAGUAUUAAUGAGAUAUUCGACAAUUAUUAAGUAUUAACGACAGUUUGUACCCUACAGAAACCUGAAUAAAGAAAUAUCUACCUCUGAUGCACGCCAAGCGUUGGAUAAUUUAAGCAAGUCUAUCAAUCCUCCAAACACAAGUCCCACAACAGUGCAGAAGUAAGCAGAUGUGGUACUUGUCCAUCAGGACUCUGUAGA
Molecule: messenger RNA, 1559 nt
Organism: Athalia rosae (coleseed sawfly)
Lineage: Eukaryota; Metazoa; Arthropoda; Insecta; Hymenoptera; Athaliidae
Exons: 4
Coding region: 1-1398 (465 amino acids)
Source: RefSeq, a predicted model, not a curated record